AUUUGUAAAGCCCCAAUUCGUUGUAUACAAAUUAUAUACAGAGUGGCACAGGUAUAUAAAGAGCGUAUUCUGCUGAUCGAGUUGCUGUGAUGAAAAUUGAAUCCUGUAGUAACAGUGCAAUGGAUAAGAAUUACUCGGGAGUAAAGCAUAGUCGGCGGAGGAUUACAGUUCAAAUCAUUGUGGAUGUUAUAAUUUGGAUUGCAGUUUCUUUGGUCGUUAUAUACCUUUUUCUGUACGGAAAACCCUACAAGUCGGGAUUUUUCUGUGAUGACAGGUCUCUAAGUUAUCCCUCCAUACCAGAAACCAUAUCGACACCUGUUCUGAUAGCUGCUGCAUUCACUCUCUCUGUAAUACUGGUUGUUUCAGUCGAAAUUUUAAACUGCUUAGAUACCAAAUGCCGACGACCAUGUCAAUGGACAAGGGAUAUCGUAUUUUGUGUAAAGAGUUACAUUGUGUUUAUGAUUGGCUUCCUCAUACAAGAACUCGUUGUUGACGCCGUCAAGAACAAGAUGGGUGUGCUCAGACCUAACUUCUUUGACGUGUGCAAACCACAGUUCAACAAGACGUUAUGCCCAAGCUACAUAUCCGAGUACACAUGCACGAGGAAUGAACAAGAUAAAGAGAUCAGAAGCAGCCGACAAUCUUUCCCUUCUGGUCACUCAGCACUGUCUAUGUAUAUAGCAGUAUAUUUUUGUGUCUACAUAGAAAAUCGUUUGCUGAUACGUUUUUCUCGUUUACUGAAGUUCUUUAUUCAAACUGGACUUGUAUGCACUGCGAUUCUGUGUGGUCUUGAACGAAUCAAAGACAACAAACAUCAUCCUUCUGAUGUCAUAGCAGGAUACGUAUUAGGCGUCACUGUCGCUGUAUUUGUGCACAUGUUGGUUGGAACCAAGUUUGCGAAGACAACAAGUGUUGGAAAAAAGACAAAGUUAAACACAAAUAAUACGUCUUGUGACUUAUGUUGCUCGUGUGAACAAUCACCGGUUCUUAAUCCACAAACACCAACAUCUGCACUAGAAGAUGGAUAUUUCUUGAAUAUGGAAAAUGGAAGAAGUACAUCCUCAACAAAACUUAUAGCGCUUCAAAAUAAUAAUCGAAAUAUGUCCGUGACGUCAGAAAUCGUAUGAAGGGGCAUGGAGUAAAAUAGUCCAGUUCAUAUUUAAUUUUGAAGAAAAUAUUAUGGGUUGUGAUAGGUAAUGAGGAUAUGAGGUGUAUGACGAGGAAACGUUACCGUUAGCCAUUAUGUUUUGUUAUUGUCUUUUUUUUUCAAAAUAAAAUGAUCAGUAUGUCAUGAGUUUUAAAGUUUUGUGAUUUAAAUGAGAUAUAAA
Molecule: messenger RNA, 1328 nt
Organism: Mercenaria mercenaria
Lineage: Eukaryota; Metazoa; Mollusca; Bivalvia; Venerida; Veneridae
Product: phospholipid phosphatase 2-like
Exons: 6
Coding region: 90-1127 (345 amino acids)
Biological process (GO): signal transduction; phospholipid dephosphorylation; phospholipid metabolic process
Molecular function (GO): phosphatidate phosphatase activity
Source: RefSeq, a predicted model, not a curated record